Messenger RNA from Lachancea lanzarotensis, 813 nucleotides. It is a transcript of the gene PET54, whose product is annotated as LALA0S07e03158g1_1. NCBI's taxonomy places the organism in Eukaryota, Fungi, Ascomycota, Saccharomycetes, Saccharomycetales, Saccharomycetaceae. The record is from RefSeq and is a predicted model, not a curated record. Gene Ontology annotation, molecular function: nucleic acid binding. The coding region runs from base 1 to 813 and encodes 270 amino acids. The transcript has a single exon.
AUGGGUGUAGGAAAAUCUGUGAGAAAUGUUCUGGGACAUUUGAAAUAUGGCGGGAAAUUGGCGGACACCUUUCCCCCGGACUCAAACAAAUCAGGAACCGCUGUGAGGGUUGCCGCUGCCGCCACAGAAAAGUAUCACAGGCCGCAUGUCUUGGAGUUUCGAACGUACAAUCCGAGUUUGAUCAGAAUGGAUUUUACCAGACUUCUUCCGCAGCGAAAAGUCCCGAUUGCUGGAACAGACGAAAAGGACGUUCAUUUCGAGGUUCUGAAAGUACGAGACCCCAAGUAUUUCCAAUUCAAAGACAAGUACCAGCUCAUUUUCCCAGACCAUAAUAACAUGAAGAAGUUUGCGAGAAGCGCUGCGUACGGUAGGAUAGAGGGAGCCAAGGCAGAAUUCACACCCAUCACGCUGCGCCAUCCUGAGCUGCGAUACGCCAAAUACGUCCGCAAUUUGGAAGCCGCCUUCGACUCCAGCAGUCGGUAUUUUGAGCUUCUGAAGACAGCAAAGCAACCACUGCAUGAUCCGGAAUCGUCUUUAGAGACCCUGCGACAAACGGCAGCUCCGUUGGAAGCCAAAUCGUUGUUGGUAUGGAAUCUCCCUGCGAACAUGCCACCGUACUCGAUCAUGGAGCGGUUUUGGCUUUACGAUAUCAAACAAUGCUUCAAGAUAUAUUGGGAUGUUGCAACAGGCAGGACUUUGACCUUCGUAGCGUUCAACUCCGAAGAGGACUGCCUUAGUUUCAGUCGCAACUUCCAUGGCGUUUUCUUUCGCGAUACCGAUGAUUGUAAGCUUUUAGUUGAAGCACUCACUUAG